AUGGCGAUUCUCUCUUCAAAUUCACAAUCUAUUCCUCUUAGUGUAUUUGAUAAGGUCACUUACAACACCCACAUAGCUGUUAUUUAUGCCUAUCGCUCAACACCACCCAGUCAAACCAUUGAAGCUUGGCGCUGCAAGGCCUUAUCAGAAUUUAGGGAAUGGGCAGGAAGAUUCAGGAGAAAUGAGAAAGUGAUCCUGUCAUUUUUUCUUAACGACAAAGUGAAGUUAGUCGAGGCAUCAGUGGACAGCAAGCUUGAUGGAUUGAUGCCUCUAAAGCCAUCUUCAAUAUUACUCAGUCUUCACCCUAGCUUAAAGGAUGUUGAGGAGCUUGUGCAAGUUCAGCUCACAAGGUUUACUUGUGGCUCAUUAGUGAUUGGCUUCACAGCCCAUCAUUUAGUAGCUGAUGGUCAAUCCACUAGCACUUUCUUAGUUGCUUGGGGAAAAGCUGCUAGAGGACUUGACAUAAGCCCCCUUCCUUUUCAUGAUCGGACCAUUUUUAAGCCUAGAAAACCUCCAAUUUUUGAGUUUGAACACAGAGGAGUUGAAUUCAAAAGCAAGGUCGUCAAAGAUUUUCAUAAUUAUAAUAAUUGUCUGGAUAAUAACUUUGCAGAUGACAUUGUUAUCCAUAAAGUACACUUCACAUUAGCAUUUCUUUCCAAGCUCAAAUUCAGGGCUUCUCCACCAUCUUCGACAAACAACAAACCUUAUAGCACUUUUGAGUGCUUAGUUGCUCAUUUGUGGAGAAGCAUAACAAAAGCUCGAGGACUCGGCAGGUUUGAAACCACCAGCGUGAGAAUUUCAGUCAAUGGUCGCAAUCGAAUGAGUCCGCCAGUACCGAAUGAGUACUUCGGUAACUUGGUGCUAUGGGCAUUCCCAAGUUCCAGAGUUAAAGACCUAGUGAAUGAGCCAUUAUCUCAUGCUGCCAAGCUCAUUCAUGAUGCCAUUUUAAAGGUGAACAAUAACUACUUCAAGUCAUUCAUAGACUUCGCCACCCAUAAGGCGGAGAAUGAAGAAGAGGAAUUGGUUCUAACUGCGGAGAUGAACAAAUCAGCUUUAUGCCCUAAUUUGGAAGUUGAUAGUUGGCUAAGGUUUCCAUUUUAUGAUCUUGAUUUUGGAGGAGGGAAUCCAUAUCUAUUUAUGCCUUCUUAUUUUCCAACUGAAGGAAUGUUGUUUCUUCUACCUUCAUUCAUCGGUGAUGGGAGUAUUGAUGCUUACAUACCUCUUUUCCUGGACAACGCAGCUACCUUCAAAGAAAUUGUCUAUUCACUAGAAUAAAUUUCCAGGAUAGAAUUUUCUCUUCUUUCUCUUUUCAUUUUUCAUUUUAUUCUUCGCAGCUUCUUAGAUUGAAGUUCUUGU
Messenger RNA from Jatropha curcas, 1356 nucleotides. RefSeq names its product agmatine coumaroyltransferase-2-like. The record is from RefSeq and is a predicted model, not a curated record. Lineage: Eukaryota; Viridiplantae; Streptophyta; Magnoliopsida; Malpighiales; Euphorbiaceae. Gene Ontology annotation, molecular function: acyltransferase activity, transferring groups other than amino-acyl groups.